AUGAAUUUGGAGGAGUACUUCAAAAGAAUUGGUUUCCAUGGCUCAUAUGAGAAACUGGAUCUUGAAACACUGAAGCUGAUCCACAAACAGCACAUCAUGUCCAUUCCUUUUGAAAACCUCAGUAUUCACUGUGGUGAGAGGAUCGUCAUGGACCUGGAGGUAAUUUUCAAUAAGAUAGUGAGGAGUGGACGUGGAGGCUGGUGCCUUGAGAACAACUUUCUGUUUGGCUGGGUGCUGAGAGAGAUGGGCUACAACACUACGACUUUGGGCUCCAAAGUUUUUAACAGUAUCCUCAAUGUUUUUGGUCCUCUUGAAUCUCAUCUCAUCAACAAGGUUGUCAUUGAUGGAAAAGCUUACAUAGCAGAUGUAAGCUUUGGGGUGUCCUCCCAAGUGCGGGAGCCCCUGGAGCUCAUCUCUGGAAAGGACCAACCUCAGGCAGCGGGGGUCUUUCGUCUCAUAGAAAACGAAGACAUCUGGGUGCUGGAGAAAACUGGUAGAAAGCCAGAGGUUGUCAAUCCAGAGUUUGCCAAAUCAAGUCUGGUAAACAGGAAGGAAACAAAGCAGAUCUACUGCUUCACCCUGGUGCCUCGAGAGGCUGAUCAUUUCUUUGAUAAAAGCCACACACUUCAGACAGAUCCCAGUUCACUGUUCACUAAUAAGUCUAUCUGCUCUUUGCAAACACCCACAGGAUUCAGAGCCCUGAUUGGCUGGACCUACAGUGAGGUCACCUACAAACCAGAGGAAGGUGUUGAUGUCUUAGAUAUGAGGGACAUACCAGAUGAGGAGAUAGAGCAAAUUCUGAUGGAAAAAUUCAAUAUAAAGCUGCAGAACAAGCUAAAGCCUUGAAGCAGCUGGAACAACGCCUCAAGCUCUGAUUACACAAGAGGCGAAGCAAAUAAUCAACUAACUCAAACAGAGGCCGGCUUUACUGGCUAUAGUCAUAUAAGCUCAGCCCCCAGGAAGAGAUAGCUGAGUUGCUGCUCCU
Messenger RNA from Lates calcarifer (barramundi perch), 985 nucleotides. Its product is annotated as arylamine N-acetyltransferase, pineal gland isozyme NAT-10. The coding region runs from base 1 to 846 and encodes 281 amino acids. The transcript has 2 exons. Gene Ontology annotation, molecular function: acetyltransferase activity. The record is from RefSeq and is a predicted model, not a curated record. Lineage: Eukaryota; Metazoa; Chordata; Actinopteri; Centropomidae.